AUGGCUUCCUCUUCAGAUACUGGAGUGUCGGACACUUUGGAUCCUUUAGCGAUUGUGUCGGACGAUGAGAUUAUGUCAGAGAGUGAGGUGUACACGUCAGACACCACCAGCACGGAUGAGGACGAUUUUCAGCCGUUUGCUCUUCCCGACUUUGGAGAUGACGUUCCUAUUGCUGAUGGCCCUACCGGUGGGGACCUACCUUUUCCUCAGGUCCCUGCUCCUUUACCGUUUGCCACAGUUCCUCUCGAGGAUCUGCCUCACGAUGAGCUUCCUGACGAUGACAUCGACUUGGUCCUAGAGGGUCCCCCGGAGGGAGACCAGGAUGGUGUGGCCCUCAUGGACGCCGAUGUUCCUCUGGCUGACGAUCCCGUUGUUCCUUUGGCUGGAGUUCCUGCUGUUAUGCCCAUUGCUGAUCCUGUCAUUCCUGUCGAGGCUCCCAUUGAGGAGGCUCCUUUUGAUCUGUUUGGUGCUCACUCCUUCGAGUCAGUAGCGUCCGCUUCACUACACGCCCAGAGCGUACAGCUCCAUUCCUCUGAUUCCGACUCAGACAUGGCGAUGUCUGUUGCACCUCACGACGAUGACCCAGAGCCUGCUGUGGCCCUUGAGCCAGUUGACGCUCCUGACCCCGCAUUGGAGCAUGACCCUAUUCAUGCCGAUGCACCUGCGAUUGCCCCUUUGGCUGAUGAUAUACCUGUCGAUGAUCACCCUAUUGUUGCUCCACUAUUGGAGGAUGAGCAUGCCAUUGAUGCUCAGGUUGAUGCCCCUCACAUUGCUGAUAUACCCGCUGAGCCUGUUGUUGUCGCACCUCUUCCUGACCCUGUUCCUUUGGAGCCCGACCAUGCACUCUUCGCGACUCAUGUUGACCCCCGUUAUGCGCACACCCGGAAUGGGUGGAUUGAUGAUGAUGAUGAGUACCCGCCUUUUGUGGUACUAGUUACACCCGUUCCAGCCCCUGUGUCAGUUCCUCCUGAGGCUCCUAUGCAUCCCGUUCAUACUACCGGUGUUCACCACACCGACUUACCUGUUAUGUUCCGUCAGAUUACUCCGCCAUCGCGCCCGCGAGAGGGUUCCUCAACUCACCCCUUCGGUCAUGUGCCGACAUCUGUCCCGGUCAUACCACAGUUUUCUUCUGUUAUUCCCCCUGUUCCACCGUUUACUGUGCCACCUUUUACUCCAGCUAGUGAGCCUUUUCUUUGGACAUCACUACCCAUCAUGCCACCAUCCGAUCCCUAUCAUCCUUUUCAUAUGGGAUAUUCUGUUGAGGACAUUCUCAUGUCAUUCGUAGUCCAGCAGGAGGCACUUACGCGACGCGUGCAGGAGCUCGAGAGAGCACAGCGACCCCCUUGCCAGUGCCCUCCUCAUCCUGCGAUAUCGCAUCCCCCUCGACCGUUAUCACCAGACUCUGCUGCACGGUUUUGGACUCAGGAGCAGCAGAUUGCUUUUUUGUUGCGUUCUCACCGAGCCAUGGAGGAGGAUUGGCUCCACAUGCGCCGUUUGUUCUAUUCUCAUUUUCCCCAUCCUCCACCGCCAUCAGCGUAG
Molecule: messenger RNA, 1539 nt
Organism: Helianthus annuus (common sunflower)
Lineage: Eukaryota; Viridiplantae; Streptophyta; Magnoliopsida; Asterales; Asteraceae
Product: proline-rich protein 36-like
Exons: 1
Coding region: 1-1539 (512 amino acids)
Source: RefSeq, a predicted model, not a curated record